This is a messenger RNA of Miscanthus lutarioriparius, 747 nucleotides long. The record is from the annotation of a GenBank genome assembly. Lineage: Eukaryota; Viridiplantae; Streptophyta; Magnoliopsida; Poales; Poaceae.
AUGGCAUCUAACAGGAAGCUGCUGAAGCGUGUGUUCAUGUCGCCCCUGCUCGCGCUGCUCUUCCUAUCCGGCGUUUUCGAGGUUGCAGGCGCGAGCAACGACACCUCGUCUGACGGCGCGAGCUACUUGCGCAGCUCUGGUGCCAGCGAACCCGCCGCCGCUACCAGGGGCAGGUCGCUGGCGUCACCACCGUCGCAGAGCGUGUUCAGUCUCGACCAUUACGGCACGAUGACACGCAGGCUCUGGAAAAGGCAUGGAAAGCGGCGUGCGCCUCCCCGAGGGCAGGCACUACCUGUUGAAGCUCGUCACCCUCCAUGGCCCGUGCAAGUCCAGUGUCACGGUUCACGAUUCAGUGCAACUAUAUGGCACAACCAAUGGAGCACGCAUCAAGACAUACCAGGAAGUGGAUAUGCCAAGGACAUCACAUUCCAAAACAUGAUCAUGUACGAUGUCAAGAACCCGAUAAUCAUUGACCAGAACUACUGCGACAAGGCUAAGUCAUGCGGGGAACAAAGAUCGGCAGUGCAGGUCAGCAAUGUUGUCUUCAAGAACAUUAGAGGGACAACCAUUACCAAGGAUGCCAUCAAGAUGAAUUGCAGCAAGAACGUCCCAUGCCAAGGCAUUACCUUGCAGAACAUCGACCUGAAAAUGCAGGGUGGCAAGGGCAACACAGAAAGCACCUGCCAGAAUGCAAAAUGGAGAAAAUCUGGGAUCGUUCACCCGCAGCCUUGCAGUGCCACAAAAUAG